AUGGAAAACUCACAGGGCCCUCGUCGAAGUGCGCGCCUCCAAGAGAAAGCACAGGAAAUUGCUGACUUGAAGAGAAAGAAUGUUUCACCCGCAGAGCAACAGAUUAAGACCCAGCGACCUAGCUUGAAACGGAAGCGGGCAACUGGAGCAAAAGGGCCAUCCAAGAGGCGAGACACAAGAGCAAAGGCGCCUUCCAAGAAGGAAGAAACGACAGCAGUAGUGUCUUCUGCGGUGCAGGCACAGGUCGCAGCAGAAUCAUCUCGACACCAACAAGGAUUUUCUAGAAAAUCACGACAACCAAAGACUGCCGACCCCGGUAAGAACAUCGAGGUAGGCAGAGCUCGCCAUGUCUCUCACUGGAUCGAAAACAAGCAGUGGCCAGAAGAGUUCUUUCAAUUUGUCUCUAAGUUCCGAGUGGGGCGUGAACCUCGCCAUUCAGUAUCUCAACCUGAGUGUCAACCUCCAACGCAUACAGAAAGAACUAUGAUUGACCUCUAUAAUGCGCCCCAGUGUGUGAGCUUCCUCAAUUAUAAAGGCUGUAACUUAACCAACCACUGGGAUGGGCUCCCUAUUGAAGAACGCGAUUAUUUCAAGAAUCUAUUGGAACAAGACUGUGAGACUCCCACAGGCACGGCAUUCGAUGAGAGUGCAAUAUUAUUCAUAAAAAACAUAAUGUCAAGCAGUAACGAAACCGCCGUUAUUCGAAUGAUCAGUCAAUUGGUUGUUCCUUCUGCUGAGCUUGAGAUCAGCCGAGGUCAGCUCGAAUCUAUAGGAUUGGUUGAUAGUAUAGAUGAGCCUUGGGAGGGGUCGAUUUCCCUUGCAGCGGAAGAAUCGAAUACACCUCAAACAACACCAGGUCCAAGCAUCCAACCAGAGACAGGGAGGGAUCCUCUCCCAAUACCGCAACCAGACUAUGCCCUUGGAUUUUCAGCAACAGCAUUUACGCGCGAGCAGCUCGACAGGCUUGCACCUUUCCUCGGUAGCGAUAAAGAAACCUCCGCUUUCAAGGGUACCCAAGGGAUGCUUUUUCCUUUUCUCGCGGUGCAGCUGAAGUCCGCCAACGGAUCUCUUGAAACGGCAAUAAGACAGAACUCCCACACUAUGGCUCGUGCUCUCCGCGGCGUUAUUGAGCUUUUCAAAAUGGUCGGACGUCAGGACGAGUUGCAUCGAAGUGCUCUCGGCGUUUUCAUCAUUCACAACCACUGUGAAGUAGAGAUAUACGUAAACUUUGCUCGGAUCGAGAACGGGCAGGCAACGUAUCACUAUGAGCUGCUCGAGGGGUUUAGUUUUACAUGGGAGGAAGGCAGGAACCGAUGGAGUUCGUACAAAUUCGUGAUGGCUUUUUAUGAGAAUUGGGUCCCGAUGCACCUGGAACGACUGCGCUCGGCAAUUGACGACUUGCCAGUGGUUAACUUCGACGUGUCCACCCAGUCGCCGAUUCAAUCUAAGUAUUCAAAGCGGUCAGAUGAUUCAGGGAGAGAAAACUCGUCAUCAGAAGACGGUGUCCCGGCCUCUCAAGGAUUGCGCAGACCAUCUUUGUUUUCAACAAUUUUUUCGGUGGUGCGGUAG
Molecule: messenger RNA, 1569 nt
Organism: Aspergillus affinis
Lineage: Eukaryota; Fungi; Ascomycota; Eurotiomycetes; Eurotiales; Aspergillaceae
Exons: 2
Coding region: 1-1569 (522 amino acids)
Source: RefSeq, a predicted model, not a curated record